This is a messenger RNA of Arachis ipaensis, 888 nucleotides long. NCBI's taxonomy places the organism in Eukaryota, Viridiplantae, Streptophyta, Magnoliopsida, Fabales, Fabaceae. The record is from RefSeq and is a predicted model, not a curated record.
AUGGUUAGCCUCUGCCGCCAAAAUGGUAAUGUCAUCCAUAUAUAUUUUGAACAUGGUCCCUCUGUCCCUGAGUUUAUAGAUUAUAUGGAACUGUCUGAUGAUGAUGGAUGUGUUGGUGGAGAAGGUUCAUUUUCGGGUGACUCUUGGAAGUCAGAUGAGUUGAGGACUCCACCAAAUUCUAAUGACAAGGUAGACCCAGUUGUGAAUCCAAUUUUCAAUGAUGUUGCCAAGUUUGGCCAGAGAAAAACUAGAGUUCAAUUGUCUAGGACCAACAUUACAAGAUCUUUAGGAGAUGCUAGGAAGAUUGUGAGAGGUGAUAAAGCAUCCCUGUAUGCCAAGUUUAGCGAUUAUACAGAGGAGUUGUUGAGGUCAAAUCCAGGAUCUACUGUGAAACUAGGUGUAAAUGCACAACCUAAGGGAGACCCUAUCUUUCAGAAUUUUUAUGUGUGUCUUCAUGGUUGCAAGCAAGGGUUUGUGCAUGGAUGUAGACCCUCGAUUGGUUUGGAUGCAGCGUUUUUGAAAACUUUCUAUGGAGGAUGGCUAAUGUGUGUCGUGGAACAAGAUGCAAACAAUUACAUCUACCCCAUAGCAUGGGCUAUUGUUCCUGUUGAGAACACAACAACUUGGAAGUGGUUCUUGGAACUUUUACAUGAAAACAUUGGUUCCUAUCAGGAGCAUAACUGGGACUAUUUGGAUUUAAUGAAUGGACUCAUUCCGCACUUGUGGCAUAACUUCCAAAAGCGAUGGAAGGACAAGCACAUGAAAUCAUUGUUGUGGGCAUGUGUUAGAGCACAGACAGUUCCAGAGUUUAACAAAAGCAUGCAAACCCUCAAGACUAUUAAUGUGAAGGCAUGGGAGUAUCUGGACAAGAUUCCUAGACAAUCCUAG